Messenger RNA from Caenorhabditis elegans, 732 nucleotides. Lineage: Eukaryota; Metazoa; Nematoda; Chromadorea; Rhabditida; Rhabditidae. The record is from the annotation of a RefSeq genome assembly.
CAGACGGGCCAACCUAGCAUCUUACUUUAUUCCCUAUGGUAUCAUUUACACAGUUUUCUAUUGCUUCGGUGUCAUUGGUGUUACGUUUACGGUAGUCUUGAAAUUUAGAAAAUUUAUUUGGAUAUAGUUUUUAGGUCACUUACCUUUGGAUGGUAGCUGAUACUGAACGACUAACCUACAUGCACAAUAUUUUUAGAGAAGAAUUGAAUCAAAAUGUUGAUGAGUUGAAUAUUAGUAUUGUGCUUUACAAUGUGAGUGCCUUACAGUCCUACCGCUCUAUUAUUACCUCCAUAGUUUAUUUUCAGUCAUCACGUGCAGAUUUUCUAUGGAAAUCUUGGUUUGCAAUACUAAUAUUAUCAUUGAUAUCUUUCAUUUCUUUGAUGAUAAAUUCAAUUUUCAGUAUUUCAAUCAUUACAAAACUGAAAAAUGAAAACUUGACAAUGAGUAAAAAUACAAAACGUCUGCAAAAACAACUGAUGAAAGCUCUAAUCACUCAAUCAACUAUUCCAAUUCUCGUAUGCUUCACACCAUGUCUAGUUUGUUGGUAUCUUCCAGUUUUUUGCUGUAUUUCUAUCGUUUUUCCCAGUUUUAGACCCACUCUCGUUAUUUUUCUUUUUGCCGAUAUUUGGAGUAAGGCUUCGAGAAAUUUUUGGAAUCAAACAGAAAAAAGGGAUUGUUCACGAAGAAUCCAGAAAAACGAUCAGCGUGUAUGCUAUUAAUUUCAACAUUUAA